Molecule: messenger RNA, 2163 nt
Organism: Clonostachys rhizophaga
Lineage: Eukaryota; Fungi; Ascomycota; Sordariomycetes; Hypocreales; Bionectriaceae
Source: the annotation of a GenBank genome assembly
AUGACGCAAAAUGGCAAGAGUUCCUUGAUCCAGCAAAUCUUACGAUAUGCUGGUGAGAAUGAGAAAGCCAGAAGAGUAGAAAUUGGCCAGGGAAACUUCUCUCAGACCCAGACCUGCUCUAUAUACGAUGUUGACGUUCCCCUGAAAAUCCACCGGCUGCGCCAAAUUGAUGGCCCUGAAGAUGAGUGCUGGAGAAAUGGCGAUUAUGUUAUCCCUGGCCAGGACCUCGAGUUCAAUGAUCUCGAAGAAUAUCAGUUUGGCCACGAUGUCCAGGAUUCUGGAGAGUGCCUGCCACUGCGACUCAUCGACACCCCUGGCCUAAGUGACUCUGGAAACGCAAAAUCUUCAAACUCGGGGAUGCGAGUGAUGGAUGAGCGCCAUAAGCUCAGGAUCCUCCUUACUCUUCAAGAGGUUGAGGACAUACAUGCCAUAUGUAUUGUUGUUCGGCGCGACACGAAUUAUGGAGGCGACUUUCAGGACCUUGUGCAAAGGAUGGUUUCUUUAUUAGGCUUCUCAGUCCCGUCAACAGCAUGGAAUAUGCAAUACCACAUCAUACAUACCAACAUUGAUGUAGAUGAUCGUGGAGAUGGCGUGUGCAAAGCUAGGCAGGACAAUUUCGACGGGUUUGGGCCUCCCGGCGCUAUUCACCACUUCGUCGAUAACACCCCUCAAGAGGAAGUUCUUGAUCUUUAUUUCGCGAACCACUCUCUGUCCUCGCUAUUCAAUUCUCUAGCGGUUGGAUCUCCAGUAAAAUUUUCAGAUCUGCGCUAUGCCAAGUCUCCUGAGCAUGAGUGUAAUGACGCAACAUUAAUUCACGCGCUGGAAUGCGCAAAGGAUGAAAUGUGUACGGAGAUUGAUGAGUUGCGCAGGAAGAUCGUGGCAUUAGAAAACGACAUCACCGACUAUACCUCCAGAGUAGAACGCAGUGAGACGCUGGUGAAAGAUUUAGAAAAAAAGAUCGAAGAGAUCGACUGUGACACAUUGAGCCAGAUUGAUGGUGCAUAUGAAGAAGGUUGGACAGAGACAAAUAUCGCGGGUGGCGGCCAUCGAUAUUUCAGCUUUCAUACCACAGUACCUAUCUCAUACAUCGACAAGGACCAAGAUGGAGAUGGAGACUGGGUUGACGAACACCGUGAAACGACGUUUUAUCGGGUUGUGCUACAACCUCACUGGCUCCUCAAGGCAUUUGGCCGAGUCACCCUCUUUGCUAAGAAGAGGGACAAGCACGAGAGUGACAUCACGGCACUGAACUCUCACCUAACACCUGAAAAGAGACGAUUGCAAGAAAAUCUGGACAGGAUUUCGAGGGCAACGAUGCAAAUAUUAGGUAUCGAAUCCCAAAUCAUUGAGAAGGGUUCAAAUAUCAAAACCCUGGUUGGUGAUUUGGAAGUUGUGCGGAAAUCGCAUCAUUCGAUUUCGCUAGGCAAAUCCCAGGAAUUGAUCAAGUUCUUCACUGUGGACAGUCCCCUCUCAGCAGCCUAUGGCUACCAACUUAAAGCAAAGAUCCCCUGGACAGUGUGGCCACUGAACAAACUUCCAAAACAAUCGUUCAAAUCAGUUUUACGAAGAGAACUCAAUGAAACAAAGGCGAGGAUGGAUAAAUCCAAAGAAUCAUAUAAGACCUUGCCUAUGCAAUUAAGCAUAGCGCAAGGAGUCAGCGUCAUCAUGACUCAAUUGAAACAUCCGCCCCUAGGAGCGGCGAAACUGAAGUCAGCAAUUGAGAUGCUUCAUCAUUGGCAGCGGGCGUCUGCUCGGGCCGAAUCUCAACUGGGAAAACCAGGUUCAAAUAGCUUGGGCGAGCUGAUGAAGAAACUUGAAAAGUUUGAAUCGAGUGCCUUAUCCUGGCCUGUAUCGACCAUCCGGCCAGGGAGCGAGGACAUCAGGGAGGAGAUCUUGAAGUUUUCCAGAGUAGUUAACAUAUUCGAACAGGAAGUAUUUGAUACCAGCCAUGCGGUAUUCAAGGAAUUGCAAAACGCAAUUUUGGAUCACAAGGCAGCUCAGGUGGCGAAAGAUUAUUUAAACCAGGAUGAUGGGCUCCCGGUCGGCGCUUUCGCAUCCCUGACUCGAGCAGCGCCAAGAGGCGAUGGAGAAGAAGCAUAUCCCACGCUACUGUGUGAGUUGAAAGAGAUCGGAGAGUUGGGGGAAAUGGCACUUGAGGAAUGA